Messenger RNA from Cyphellophora attinorum, 3255 nucleotides. RefSeq names its product putative acyltransferase. Lineage: Eukaryota; Fungi; Ascomycota; Eurotiomycetes; Chaetothyriales; Cyphellophoraceae. Bases 1 to 3255 code for a protein of 1084 amino acids. The transcript has 4 exons. Gene Ontology annotation, cellular component: endomembrane system. Gene Ontology annotation, molecular function: acyltransferase activity. The record is from RefSeq and is a predicted model, not a curated record.
AUGUCUUUGGUUUCGGACCGGCCAGACGCGGGCCUCCAGCUCGAUUCUAUGACGGAGCGGCCUGAUCGCGUGCCGCAGAACAAAGGCGAAUACUCCAUCGCAUCAAGAGCUUUGGCACUGUCGACGUACUUCUUGAGCGGUGCACUUGCUGUCAACAUCUCCCAAUUCCUCGGCACGCCAUUGUACUUGGUCAACCAGGACUGGUACAAUGCAUGGAUCGCCUUCACCAAGCAGUCCUUCGGGCUGCUGACCAUGACCUUGACGCAGGCAUUUGCGCCUACGAAAGUCAUUGUUUCUGGCGAUGCGUCUGUGCGAGGGCAGAUGCGGGUCUCAGCAGACGGAAACCUGGUUCUGGACUUUCCGAAUCGCCUCGUCUUGAUAGCCAAUCACCAAAUCUAUACCGACUGGCUGUAUCUAUGGUGGAUCGCUUACUGUAAUGGCAUGCACGGACGGCUGUACAUCAUCCUCAAGGAGUCUUUGAAGAAGAUUCCCGUGCUUGGAUGGGGGAUGCAGAUGAGUCAAUUCAUCUUUCUGAAGCGCAACUGGGAGAAGGACAAGCCUCAUAUGGCAGACGCGCUCGCGAAGCUCAACAAGCCGAGUGAGCCGAUGUGGUUGAUGCUGUUCCCCGAAGGCACCAAUCUGGCGCCGAGCACGAGGGAAAAAAGUGCUGCAUGGGCGAAGAAGCAGGGCAUGAAGGACAUGUUCCACACCUUGAUACCGCGAAGCACUGGACUCCAGUUCUGCCUUCAGGAGCUACACGGGACCACCGAAUACCUUUAUGAUUGCACGGUCGCUUACGAAGGUGUUCCUCGUGGUCAGUACGCGCAGGACAUAUUCACUUUAAAGGCUGGCUACCUUGAGGGCCGGCCCCCGAAAAGUGUGCACAUGUACUGGCGAAGGUUCGCCAUCAAGGACAUUCCGUUUCAGAACGAGAAGACAUUCGACUUGUGGCUCAUCGCACGAUGGCGUGAGAAGGACCUGCUUAUGGAGAACUACCUUCGUACAGGCCGCUUUCCAGCGGACAAAGGCACAACGAAGUACACAACUGGGCGAGUGGUCAAGGGCACAGGCCACUCAGAAGUUCAGAUUCGUUCUAGCCACUGGUACGAGUUCUUACAAAUAUUCGCACCAAUGGGUGUCCUUGCCAUGAUUCUCGCGGUCUUCUAUGGUGCUCUUCCAGAAAGCUUCUGGAAGAGCUUCAACAAACAGGCACUGAAGUCGAACACUCAAGAGAUCAAGAAGGCUGGUCAGCAAGCAGGCACACAAGUUGGGACGGCUGCGAAAGCGGCGAGCGGUCUGACUCUGGACGACUUUUUCGACAAGGACAAACAAGAGGAUUCUUUUAAGAAAGGGGCGCUUGCGGUUCAGAGUUGGCUGGGAACACCACAAGCGCAAUCGAUGAUGAACAAAGUCGACUUCGUGAGUCAAUUCGUGCAGGAUCCGGAAAGCGCCGUGAAGGACACAUUGAAAGGCCAACGGAAGGACUUCAUGCAUUCGAUCAAGGAGGAAGAGCUAAAGCGGCAGAGACUGAAUCUACCAAAUUCCGCACAAAACGUCGGUGUCCAGAAGGGCACUUUCUGGAAGGACCUCGACCGGCUCGACAAUAGCCGGCAUGGCUCUGUGGUGUCGUCGGUACCACCCUCCGGCAAACCGACUGGAACAUUCUACGACAAGCUCCAGGCUGCCGAGCAGAAGAAGGCACGGGGGCUUGGGUACGACGCUCGUGGAACUUUCUGGGACAAGAUGAAAACCGAGGAGAAUACGCGUUCCGGCACUGUACGAACGAUAUCGAGCGGCACGAGCACUCCCAGGGGCACCGUCAAAACAUUGCCCUCGACGCCAGCUUGGACAAGCCGAGCGCCGUCGAUAGCUGCCAGUGGUGCGACUACCCCAAGGAGACCGUCACAGCUCAACGGCACGGCGACACCGAGAAGACCAUCACAGCUCAACGGCACCUCGAAACCUCCAGCCAAGACGCCAGCUAGGCCACCGCUACCAAAGGCUCCGUCCACCGCCACUUCAGUCGCGUCUACGGCACCCAAGAAGCUACCGAUUCAGCCAAAGACGGGAUCGAGCACCCCUGGCACAGCAACACCCAAGCUAAAACCAAAUUCAGCUGUCUCUAGCACGAAGAAGCCUCUGUCAACGACAAGCGCAGCAGCCAAGCCCGCCGCCACGAAACCCAACAACUCCAAACCUAUGUUUCCUCUGAACAGUCAACCUACAACUAAAUCCUCUAAGGCCAAGAAUGACAACACAAAGCCAAUGCUUCCAGUCAACAAGCAGUCUCCGGCUAAGCCAACUACGAAGCUGGCGCCAAAACCGAAGGUCGUCAACGGUGGUACCAUCAAAGCCCCGGCGAAGACAGCACCAUCCAGCAGACCUACCCCUGCGACGAAGACGGCGACACCAGCCACGACGAAGCCGCCGGCGCCAGUCAGCAAAACGCCGGCGAAGCUGGGUGUCAAUGGAGCUGCAAAGAAGCCCCCAACAAGCCCAACACUCAACUCGACAUUCGCUUGGCAGCCCACCCUCGAGGCCGAACCCGCCCAGUCCAUCCUGCUCUACCCGCGCUUCCCGAAGGCCGUGGCCACCACCUUCUCAGGCAAGUGGCGAGCCCAAUUCAAGCCCGUUGUGGCUCUCGCCUCGCUCGAGCAAUUGCGCAAGAUGUCCAACACCACUGUGACUUGCAUCGGUGGGGAUCCGGAGGCCUUCAAGGAGAUUCUUGACUGGAUGCUGAGUUGUUGUGAUGGUAAGGGCAUCAAGGAGUUUCCGAAGGAGAGAGGAUUCAGGGAGAAGCCGUUUGUGCGGUUGGUCUGGUUGCGCGAAGCCGCACUCUAUCUCCAGAUCCCCUCUUUAGUCACCACCUUCACCGCCCGCCUCGAAGCCAUCGCCGCCGCCCAGAUCCACACCGAAGAUAUUCGCGUCCUGUACGCAACCCUGCCACGCGAUCACGAGCUGUUGAAGUGGAUCGCACGCGAUAUCGGAGAGCGCUGGGUGGUCAAGGAGUUGAAGCCGCUGAGGGCGAAAGGGCCGCUGAAGACGUUGAUGGCGGAGUGUAAGGAGUUUGGCGAGGACGUUGAGAAGGUGAUUGAGGAGUGGAAGGCGAAGAAGCAGCUGGAAGCGGAAGCGGAGAGCGUUGCAGUCGGAAAUGGAGAUGGAGAGGGUGUUGGCGAUUUGGGACAGGGUGGCGGCGGUGGUGAGGACGGUGUCGAGGAGGACUUCGUGGGCGGAUUCGCAUUCACAUGGAACUGA